CACAAGUUGGUUCGAUCGUAUUGGCGCGCUUUGUGGCUCUCGAAUUCACGGUUGUGCGGUCGGUCGCUGAAAUAAUGUGAAUGAAAGGUGGCUGGACUUACGUCUUCACUGCUGCUGCUGUUUACGUAGGUGUUAAACUCAAAAAGAUUACGCUGCACUUGAGAGUGAAAUUCCCGAAUAUGUUCUUUAGAAACGUUGUGUGCUUGCUCAUUGGCUUGAUUGUUGGCGUACGUCUCACGGACUUCUGGGAUUACGUCAAGCUGCAGCAGUUGAGCAACAAUGCGCGGCUGAAUUACACAAAUUCCACACAGUCGCUGACGCAGACGUCGGCGCAGGAUGCCGAAGCACUUCCGGAGUUUUUGUUCAAUAAUACCCGUGUGCUGUGCUGGAUUAUGACCAUGCCGGAGAACCAUUUGAAGCGUGCAGUGCAUAUAAGAAACACGUGGGGUAAACGCUGCAAUAAAUUGCUCUUCAUGAGCACCAAAGCGGAUAGUUUCUUGGAUAGUGUGGUCUUGGAUGUGCCCGAGGGUCGUGAUUAUUUGUGGUACAAGACACGCGCAGCCUUCAAGUAUAUUUACGAACAUCAUGCCGAUGAGGCGGAUUGGUUUCUCAAAGCCGACGAUGAUAGUUACUUUAUUAUGGAGAAUUUGCGUGCGUUCCUAUAUCAGUUUUCUCCAGAUGCUCCGGUCUAUUUCGGCUGUAAAUUUCAUCCAUUUGUUAAGCAGGGUUACAUGUCUGGUGGUGCCGGUUACGUGCUCAGCCGUGCCGCGUUGCGUCGCUUCGCCGAGGUAGUUGCCGCCAACAGCACGGCGUGCUCGCAAAAUCAACUCUCCGAGGACAAAGAGAUGGGCAUUUGUUUGCAGAAUGCUGGCGUUGUGGCGGGCGAUGCGCGCGACGAUGAGGGCGCCGAACGCUUCCAUCCAUUGGCGCCGAUACAUCUGAUACCUGUCGAUACGUCGGAAUGGUAUCCAUUAUACCUGUUCUACAAACGCGAUAAGAAUUUGCAGUGUUGCUCGCGCAGCGCCAUUUCCUUUCAUUACAUUAAGCCGAAGGAGUUCUACGUUUUGGAAUAUUUCCUCUACGAAUUGCGUCCCUUUGGUGUGGGCAAUGUGGCCGACACUCUGCCUGCGAAAGCCAACAUGUCGGCGCUGAUGAAGAAAUGGCAACACGAAUUGUCCAAUAACAUUUUCAAGGAUGAGGAUUAGUUACAAAGUCAUUUAUUUAAUCUUAAGUUGAAUAGCUAUAAAAACAAUUAGCAGCUGUCAGUUUUGUAUACCUUUUUGUACCUUAUUUUA
Messenger RNA from Bactrocera latifrons, 1295 nucleotides. Its product is annotated as glycoprotein-N-acetylgalactosamine 3-beta-galactosyltransferase 1-like. Bases 81 to 1205 code for a protein of 374 amino acids. Lineage: Eukaryota; Metazoa; Arthropoda; Insecta; Diptera; Tephritidae. The transcript is spliced from 5 exons. Gene Ontology annotation, cellular component: membrane. Gene Ontology annotation, molecular function: N-acetylgalactosaminide beta-1,3-galactosyltransferase activity. The record is from RefSeq and is a predicted model, not a curated record.